AUGGAUCAACAGGUCCCUCUCAACUACGAGGCUUCGGCUGGCGAGACCAACAAGCAAGUCACGGCAACUCUUCCCCAAGAGGUCGUACAAUGCCUGGAGAAUGCUCGAUUCCUUCACCUUGCGACGUGUACCGAUAACACGCCGAAUGUCUCUCUCAUGAACUACACCUACCUCCCAUCCUCGAACUACUCGGCCGGCCCCGUAAUUGUCAUGACUACGAACCCCGCCUCGAGAAAAACACAGAACCUUCUUUCGAAUCCCAAUGUCUCUCUGUUGGUUCACGACUCGGUUUCUAGUAUUAGUGCUACAAUCAAUGGCACCGCCAGACUGGUUGACAAUGGUUCGGACGAGGAGAAGUUCUACCGCGAGGCGCACCUGGAGAACAAUACAUUUGACGAAGGCCAGAGCUUCAACCCAACUGUUCAGGCCGAGGACGGUGGCAGAGGAUGCUUUGUCGCGGGGGAGGAAGUACGAGUCAUCGUGGUCAAGAUCAAGGACGUCAGAAUCAGUGAUUGGAAGGGUGCAGUGCGGGAUUACGUGCUGACAGAGGAGACCGCUGCUCCCCAGCUCAAUGGCGUACGGUAG
Colletotrichum fioriniae is the source of this 585-nucleotide messenger RNA. The record is from RefSeq and is a predicted model, not a curated record. NCBI's taxonomy places the organism in Eukaryota, Fungi, Ascomycota, Sordariomycetes, Glomerellales, Glomerellaceae.